Magallana angulata is the source of this 4175-nucleotide messenger RNA. RefSeq lists its product as uncharacterized. The coding region runs from base 157 to 2520 and encodes 787 amino acids. Lineage: Eukaryota; Metazoa; Mollusca; Bivalvia; Ostreida; Ostreidae. The transcript is spliced from 6 exons. The record is from RefSeq and is a predicted model, not a curated record. Gene Ontology annotation, molecular function: ubiquitin binding; zinc ion binding.
GGUACUAUUUGCAAGUUUUUACGCAGUGAAUAUGGUGAAGAUGGCACAAAAUUGGAUGUCACAAGAUUGGAAUCAAAUAGAAUUAUUUAAAUGAUUUAUACAAGUAUCACUUUGAUUGCUCCCAUGCGAAUUCAGAUGUAUGGCUGCUAGAUCACAAUGGAAGAAUCAGUGAAAAACGGCCCAUCUGCCAAAAAAGCCAAAGUGGAGAAAGAAGGCAAUGGAUCCGCCGAUGAAAACAGCCAUGAGAGUGGAGGGUUUGCUCUGUCUGCUGAGGAGGAAAAAAACAAUGAUUUAUUUGACCAAGAUACGGAACCCUAUGUUAUAGAAAGCUGUGAAUCCAAUGAGAAUUUAUUUGGUGGAGGAGAUGUGGGUCCAACUAACAAAGAUGCUGACAGUUCGGUCAGAGAGAGAGCAGAGACACCUGUGGUGGAGCUGGAAGAGAAGGAAGAGAGGGAUUCACCAUCCAAGGUGAAGAAGAUCGAGUCUGUUCUACAGGACGCAAAAUUGAUAACGAACAUUGUGGAUGGUAUUGAUGUGGAAAUGGUGUAUGAGAAACUGAAGUCUCGAAGAGGAAAUCCUAAUAGAGUGGACUUAGUGAUUAAUGAAGUUCUGGAGGAUGUUGAAAAGAUGAAGAAGAAAAGAGUUGGAGCAGAUUUGAAGGAAGAGGCAGCUUUUGUAGAGGAUUUAGUGAAAGUGAUUGACAAAGCCACUGCCAAUUUAUCAAAACUGCCAAUGACAGCUGGAGAAAUACAGCAGAUGUUGAAUGAACAUAAAGCCAGGGUAGACAGGGUGGAUUAUGUGGUCAGUAAGAUAUUGGUCAAGCAUUAUAAACGAUCAACCAAUCAGAAAGAAGAAUACAUAGAUGACAUGAUGAAGGUGUUGUCAAGCGUACCCACAGCUGACCCUGGGAAGAUUUAUGAGCUCAUAGAGAAAAACUGUCGCGAUACCGAUCGAGUUCAAAGAGUCAUCGAUCAUCUUCAAAAUAAUCAUGGUCCAUCAAGUUCUUUGAGAAAAGAAUCGUCCCUUCCAACAGAUCCAAAAUAUUUGGAAGAUCCCCUUUACAGGGACAUGAGAAUCGUUUGUAAAGUGUUACCUGAAAAGGAGCCAACUGAAAUAUAUGAAUUUCUGGCAGCUCAUCAUGACAAGAAAAAUCGUCUCCAAGUUGUGAUCGAGGAACUGAUGAAAUCAGGAACGGACUCACAAAGUUUUCUGGAAAGUGUAGUUGCAAAUUCACCAUCUAUUUCAGAUGUUAUGAGAAUUGGGACAAAUGGCUCCUUGCCCAAAAAUAUCCAAGAAGAGGUGGAUGAGUUGAUGGAAAUAUUCCCAGAUUGUGAUCCCAAUUAUCUGUAUGAUAAAUUAGAGGAGCACACCAAUGAUAAAGAGAGAUUAAAAAAUAUUGCCAUGGAGUUGUUUGAAUACAAAAACUACCCCAAAUUGAAAGACACUUUAGAAGAGAGGAAAAGACAGGCAAAACAUAAUCAGAUACAGCAUUUACAGUUUGAGAUGGAGUCUUUUCUAGUUAGAUUCCCCGAUCCCAUGGGCACGUUUUUAAAAGCUGACAAAGAAAUGACCCCGUCCUACAAAGAUCAUGCAAUGCAGCAGCUAAGGAGAGAGUUUAGGCAGCUCAAAAAAUCAUACAUCACAAAAGUCCUCGAAACACAUAAUUAUCAUUAUCACCUCAGCAAAAAAGAGAUUGAACAAGACAUAGUAAAUAUUACUGCAAACUCUAGGAAGCUCAGAAAGCAGCCACUCAGUGAGGAGGAGUGUCAGUUACCCAGGGAGCCUGAUGAGUUCUUCUACUACGAGAAGCUCUUCUCUGAAAAUGAGGAGGAAAUCAAAAGGUACCUGCAUGACAAGAAGCAGGUCUAUGAACUUCGUCUCCAAGAGGCCCGGGACAAUGGAGAACUCAUGGAGUGUCAGUGCUGCUUCGACGAGGAGUGUCUCUUCGAAGACAUGGCCGCCUGUCCUGAGGGACAUCUGUUCUGUAAGACCUGCAUCCGAAGAUCGUCCGAAGUCGUGAUUGGUGAAGGAAAGACUGACUUCAAAUGUCUAAAUGGAUCCUGUUCGGAGAAGUUUUCACUUGCCAUUCUACAGCACGUGCUACCAACCAAUGUCUUUUCCAUUGUGUUGAAGAAGAUGCAGGAGGAGGAGAUCAAGAUGGCGGACAUCCCAGAUUUAGUGUCCUGUCCUUUCUGUAGUUUUGCCACUAUAAUGCCGGAUCAAAACGAUAAAGUGUUCAAAUGCUUGAAUCCAGAUUGUCUGAAGGAGUCUUGCAGAUUGUGUAAAGAACCAAAUCAUGUUCCUUUGCGCUGCGAUGAAGUGGAAAAACAAGGGGAGACAGACAUGAGGACCUACAUCGAGGCGCGACUGACAGAAGCCAUGAUUCGCCGCUGUCACCGAUGUCAGAAAGCCUUCGUAAAGGAGUUCGGCUGUAACAAGAUGACCUGUACGUGUGGGGCCAGCAGUUGUUAUGUGUGCAGAGCAGAGGAUAUUGACUAUAACCACUUCGGAGAUAAGUAGGUGUUAAUAUUUAGUGUAUUAAACUAUGAAUAUAGUACAUGUUCAAGUUUAAUGAAGGUAAAGAUAAAAAGAUGUAAUUCAAUAUGCAUGUACAUGUUGUAUAUAUUCUAGCCAAACAAAUUCCAUCCAAAUUUAAUCUUUGCUAGAAUAAUCUCUGUGAGCUGCAUUUAAUUUGGUUACUAGUACUUUUUACUAAAUUUUGGAUGGAUUCUCAAAGAUAGUUUUAUGAAAUUGAAAAGCAGUUCAAUGGCUUUUUUGUAAAAAAAAAAAUUCAGCUGUAACGAGGGUGACAUGAAUAAACUGCACAAGGAAGAGAUGCUAAAGGCAGCCACCGAGGCCAGGGAUAAGUAUCUACAGGACCACCCCGAGGCAGCCGAAAUCAACCUCAAGUACGACCCCCUGCAGCACAUCGAAGAGUUUGAAGGUUUGCAAGAAGGUGGUGAUGAUGGUCAGGAUGAAGAAUAUGAUGAAGAAGAUGAUGAAGAUUAUUAGCAUCAUCAACAGUUGAUGCAGAUUUUACUCCUCAGAAUCUGUGACACAAUAUAUUGAUAUUUUAGAUCUUUAAUAUUUGAAAGGCAAUUUGAGUUGUAAUAGUAUUUAUAGUUAUCACAUGUAUUUCAUACAUGGUCAUGUUUGUUAAUGUUUUUUUCAUGCUCUUUGAAUUUUCUUCCUAGAUGUUUGAGCGGUAUUAUCAAUUUAAUUUAUUUCUUGCUGAACUAGAAAGCAAUGAGCUUUGUUAUGAUUCAUGUAUCAUACCGGUUCUUUUUAUUUUUAACUGCUGAUAUUUUGAUGACUUGUCCCUUUUUGAUUAUGCACAAAUUUUAUUUGAUUUGAAUGUGCAAUAAACCAUAUUUCUGUUUCUAUAGAAAAUAAAGGUUUUUUUUAUAUUCUAGAUAUUGGACACAUCUUGGUUCUCAUACAUGUAUUUGAAAUUCAUUUAUUGGGAAACCAGUUAUUACAUAAACCAGUACUUUUUAUUUUUACAUACAUGUUAUUGUAUAAUGUACAUGCUGUAAAGUUGUAAACUGAUGUUAAUUUUUUAUUUUAUGCCAAAGGGUAAGAAAAAUUGUUCUUUUUAUACCCACUACCAAUUCAUCCAGCCUUUACUAUCAAACCAGUUUACAGGUGAAAAUUGUCUUAUAAAUGUUUGUUUAACCCUUUAUCUUUCGUGUUUUAAGUGUUUGUUUUAAAGGUGAGUGAGUUGCACAAUCCUUGUACCUUAUGUCAUAAGCUAACAUUUGUGAUAGUACAUAUUAAGACCACCAUUUUUAUCAUCUGUCAAUAAGGAGAGAAAUGACAUCAGACAAUGAUAACAUAUCAUUUUAAUGAGUCGAAAAUCACGUGAUCAUGCAUUAUUGUACCGGUACACGUGGCUCAACACUAUGCACAUUGCAGCCAUGUAAACUGGUAUUGAUUUAUAAUGGCAAUAUAAUAGCUGUUGGAAUUUAUUAUAAAGAGAUUCUUUUGAAUCUCGCUGCUUUGUUUUUCAUGGUCAAAAGUAUCAGUUUCUUUUUUUAUCAGCAUUUUCAUGAGAUCUCAAUCAUUUUAGUUAGGCAAUUAAUAAGUUAAAGAUAUUCAGAGAAUACUGUAACACAUGCACUGUUUUCAACAUUUUUUUGUACUAGAAAAAUAAAUAUAAAUUAAUAUUAGUCUGC